CGUCUCCAUAGCAACCCCUAACGGUCACUAUCAGAAGGACACCUCCAUUUUGUGUCAGGUCGAUUCACCGCAUUGUUCCCGUCCAGAAGCUCAAACAGGCAGCAAAUGUUACGGUUUUCACAUUAAAUCAGACGGAAACCAAACGGAACAAACUGAAAAACAUUGUAUUAAAACAUAGCUGUUAAAUUCUGCUUCGUUUUGGGUAAAUUUGUAGUUUUAAAGUCCCGUGAACUUGCACCGCCCGGUGAGCUAACGGCAGCUAAUCACUGCGAGUUGUUAAGGCUUGAGUGAGGAUUACAGACCCAUGCACAAUGAUGAAAAUGUCCAUUUUGAAGAUCCAGAACCCGUCCUGCCUCUGGGGUCGGGUCGUCCGGGGUCUCGGUGGCGACGCGGUGACGGCAGAACAGUACGACGGUCUGCUGGCUCAGAUGAACCUCUUCUACCACGACGUCACUCAGGACCUACGCGAGCUGAAGCCCGAGUCGCUGGAAGAGGGACAGGUGUGUGUGGUGUACUGGUCGGUGAUGAAGUCGUGGUGUCGGGCCGUGGUGGAGUCGGUCAUCGUGGACUCGGUGUCCUGUAAGGCUCGCUGCUUCCUGGUGGACUACGGAGAACGGCUCGUCGUCCCCUCGGACCAUCUGGGUGAGGAGGUUCCACCUGGCGGGAAUCAAACCCACAACCCUGCGAGUGUCCGUCUGUGAGGAGAAGGCAGAGCUGAUUCCGUCCACUCACUGGGACAGCUCCGCUACGCUCUACCUGCACAACCUGCUGCAAGCAUCCACUCAGACAGAAGCCGUGCUGCUCCAAUCCGAGUCGGACUCCACCUCCAUUGAGCUCUACGUGACUGUGGGGAACAUCAAGAUCUGCACCAACGACGACCUGGUGGCCAAGAACAUGGCGUUCUACAUCAGAGAGUCAGCCGACGGCGGCGGCGGCGGCGGCGGGCAGGACGAGCUGGACAAAUUGCCCGUCAUGUUGUCCUCCAGGAUCUUCACCCAGACCGUCUUCCCGACCUGGAACAAGCCGACAGCACGAACCCAACCACCAGCCGUGAUGUCACGUGGUCUGGCUGCAGCCGGAGCCAGCGAUUGGCCGACGGCUCCCUCCACACCUCAGAGCCGACAACAGGAGCCCGAGACCUCUGAGGAAGGCAGCAGGUCAAAGGUCGCAGGAGAACAAUGGAAGAAGGGCUCAGUGGCUGCAGAGAGUGACUCCUCAGAGGACACAGACUCGUCUCUGGCUGCAGCUCUGACCAAAAACCUCCACCUGUUCAGGUUCCUGAAGUUUCUGAAUCCCGGCAGCAGCUGCCAGCAGGCGGCUCCCAGUGUCAGUCAACAGGAAGAGCUCAAAGACUGUGGAGCUGAAGAGACGACUGCAGCCUCCAGCACAGGACAGGAAGUAUUAAUCCCUUCAUACAACAGUGAACCUGGAACGCAGCACAAUCAAGCAUUGCUCAGUAUGAGUGGACAAAGUGGAGCUGAAGGUCUUUGUGAGAGCACUCAGGUUGAAUGUCCGGCAGAUGAAAACACAAGCAGCUCGAGUCCAUCAGAGUCUGGACCGGCUGAGGCAGAGAGGACGUGCAGGAGUGAAGAGGACUGGGCCUGUGCACGUCUCUUGGAGUGGUUGAACCCGGAGCCCCAGAACCUGGAUCCAGACGCAGACGCUGCAGACAACGUGGUUGUUCCCAGUGAUCCCAGAAGGAGUGGGAUUCUGGUGCACUCUGCCCUCCCCGUGGAGCCCUACACCAGCCUGGAUGAUGCCCCCGUCACCGAUGCUCUCCGCUGGGUGCUGCGGAGGAAGAGGUACAACGCUCCGUCUCCAGCCGACCGCUACAGCUGGCCAGCUGUGGCUCUAGGAUGCAACACCGUCAUCGUCUCCCCCAACGCCGACCAACCUCUCAGCUACCUCGCCCCACUCCUCACCCACAUCCUGCUCAACUCCAUCUUCACCCCCCUCACCUCCAGUGCAGGGCCCAUAGCGGUGCUGCUGUGUCCGGGCUGGGAGAAGGUCCAGGCGGUGUACGACCUGCUGGAGGAGCUGAAGGUCGUCCCGGCCCUCCACCCGGCCGCCGUGCUGCUGGGAAUCCACAAAGAUGAGGCCAAGGCUGUCAGGAUCCCCAAAAACUGCCUGCUAGUAGUGACCACUCCCUUCAGUUUGGUCCGUCUGCUGUCCUGCCACUGCUUCCUGUUCCUGCGUCUGUGCCACCUGGUUCUGGACGAGGCCGACCAGCUCUUUACUCACGCUCCGGACCAGAUGCUGACCAUCUUGCAGCAUUUCCAGAAGGUGACGUCCAGCGAGGAGAUGGCUUCCUGUCCUCAGCAGCUCAUCGCCGUGGCAAAAAGAUGGACCAGUGACAUGGAUGGUUUGUUAGCCAACUACAUGCCAUACCCGUCCAUUGUCAUCAGUGUCCCGGAGGAAGCUGCUCUCUAUGGGAACGUUCAGCAGAUCAUCCUAAUGACCCUGGAGAGCAGUAAGACCUCAGUACUGCUGGGUGUGUUAGAUUUCAACCCCGAUGUCGGCCAGAAGACUCUGAUCGUAACCAACUCUGCUCAGGAGGUGGAAGAUGUGUACCAGGCUGUGAGCAACAAAUCAGCAUUCUGCCUGAAGACCCACGAGGGGUUAACUCACCAGUUUGACUUCGUCAUCCAGCAGUGGAGGAAGGACAUCGGCCCCGGCACUCAUGUUAUUCUGGUGAUCACCAACGAGUGUCUGAAGUGUCUGGGAAUCAGAGAUGCAACUUGUGUCGUUCACUACGGCUUCCCCACCUCUCCCAAAGUAUUCGGCAGCCGACUCUUCUGCAUGGCCGAGAACUUCAGAAACCUUUCUGAACGAGUUCCCUCCCAGGAUCAAGCAGAGAGCUGUCCUCCUCCCACCAGGUCGGUGCUGCUCAUCUCUGACAGGAACGCCCGUCAUAUAGUUGGAGUUCUGCGGUAUCUGGUGCGAGCCAACACCGUGCUGCCCCCCGAGCUGCUGUCCUUCGCCCGGGGCAUCCAUGUGGCCCGGGAGGACCAGAAGACCCACAGGCCUCUCUGCAGCUCCCUGAAGAGCUUUGGAGUCUGUAGAGACAGCAGUGUGUGUCCCGACCGUCACAGAUUCAUCUCCCACCUGGAUCAGUCGGUGCUUCCGGCCACGGGAGUCAUAGAAGUUGUGCCUCUCUACAUUAAGGCAGCGUCAGUGUUCUACGGUCGUAUUGUCAGGAAGGAGGACGAAGGUUUCCAGAACAUGGCGUCUGAGAUGAAUUCUUUCUACGCCGACAAGAAACCCGGAGCCAGCGAGGUGCUGGAGGGAGGCUUAUACGCUGUGCAGGAGGACGAGGUCUUCCACAGGGUGAAGAUCCUGUCUGUCCCAGACCGAGGUGAUCGGCUGUUUUUCAGCGUCCUCGUUCGGUUUAUUGACGUGGGAAAGGAGGAGGAGGUCAAAUCCCAUCAGAUCCUCCAGCUCCCGGAGAAGUUCCACUCUCUGCCCGGCCAGGCCGUCGAGAUCAUCGUCUGCCGGGUCAAACCGGCCGACUCUGAGACCGAAUGGCACCCCAAGGUCACCAGAGGGAUCAGCCAGAAGAUCCGAGGUCUGCAGCACCGAGCCAGAGCGGUUUUCAGUCUGGGAAACACCGUUUUUGUUGAUCCUAUGGUCCGUGUGACGCAGGUGCCAGGUAUGAAAACUGUGAUCAAUGACUACAACGUGCAGUCCGAGAUCCUGAACACCGGGAUGGGAGUCAGCAACCCGGAGCAUCUGGACCGGCUGAGGACGCUCUACCAGGAGUGCAACAUGGGCAGCGAUAACAAGGCGGGUCUUGUUUCUGGGUCGGUGGACGGUCCGGUGGCUCAGGAGGUCAGGAUCAGAGCUGAGGAGGAAGUUCUGGCUGAAGCCUGCAGAGUGGCCGAGGUCAGUCGGCUCGCUGACCCCCCUCACCUGCAGCCACGUGAGACUCUUAGUCCAGCAUCUUCAGUGAUCCAGUCCCUGUCCCCGGCACCAGCAGCACCAGCAGCAGCUGAACCCCACCCGGACCCAGUGUGUGAUCAGAAAUCCCUCUCAGACAGUCAGAGAAACACCCACACUGCUGAUCUGACGUCAGCCGAGCAGAUGAUGAGGAACGGACAUGAAGGAGAAGUUAACCGCACGACCAGCGAGGAUGCUGCUCUCAACCCCUGUGAUGGUGUGCCUGCAGGUGACGAUCAAAUCAUCAGCCAGCAGCUCAUCAGCACUAAUAAGACAGACUGCAGUUACUCUGUAAAAAGUUUGCACCCUCAGGUCCGCUGGUACGAGACGUCCGACUCCGUGAUCGUUUCGGUGAAGCUGACCAACCCGGAGAGUCAGCACUGUGAUUUCUACCCCGACAGAGUCGUUUACAGUGGCAGAGUGAACGGUCGGAUCUACAGAGCCAACCUGGAGCUUCAAGCCAACGUCGUUGUGGACCGCUGCCGCUGGGACAUGAAGUCCAACGAGCCGGUCCUCAAACUGGUCAAACAACGGCAGGGAUACUGGGAGAGACUCCUCAGGAACAAG
Morone saxatilis (striped sea-bass) is the source of this 4503-nucleotide messenger RNA. RefSeq names its product tudor domain containing 12 (gene tdrd12). The record is from RefSeq and is a predicted model, not a curated record. Gene Ontology annotation, biological process: germ-line stem cell division; transposable element silencing. NCBI's taxonomy places the organism in Eukaryota, Metazoa, Chordata, Actinopteri, Moronidae.